AAUCAUUUUUGUAUUUCCAACCCUCUCUUUCUCAUGCAAGCUCCUCCAUUCUCUAUUUAUAUCUCCACUUCCCCCCUUCAUCCUCUACCACAACACCAAACUUUUCCUCUUCUUCUCUUCCUCUUCAACACAGCUAGUCAUAACCCUCCUCUCUCUCUCUCUCUCUCUUCAAAAUGGCUCUAAACCACCCUCUUUCAACCUACUUCAUACUACUGCUGAUAACCAUAACCCGUUUGAUAUCCAUUGUAGGUAAAACCGAGCAGUGGAAGAAAGCUCCUAUUCUACAAGAGCUUGACAUUGACAAUAUAUCCCUUAAGUUCCACGACGACCCUGAAACCAUUCAAAUAGCUUCUAGGGACUAUGGCAACAUCGUGCAUGAAUUCCCAAGAUCUGUGUUUCGUCCAUCUUCCAUAGACGACAUAGUCACCUUGAUAAAAUCCUCAUACAAUAGCCCUUCCCCUUUUCACAUAGCUGCGAGGGGCCAAGGCCACUCCACCAAUGGACAAGCCAUGGCUCGUGAAGGGGUCGUGGUUGACAUGGCCACCCUCAGAAAACAAAGAAAUGGGGUUGCCAUUAAUGUCUCUAAGGACCCUUUGAUUGGCCACUAUGCUGAUGUUGGAGGGGAACAACUUUGGAUUGAUGUGCUACAUUCCACGCUUGAACAUGGACUUGCACCAGUUUCUUGGACUGAUUAUUUGUACUUGACCGUGGGAGGGACACUUUCCAAUGCUGGGAUUAGUGGCCAGAGUUUCCGUUAUGGUCCUCAAAUCAGCAACGUUCACGAAAUGGAUGUCAUCACUGGAAAAGGAGAGUUCGUAACAUGCUCUUGGCAGAAGAACUUGGAGUUAUUCCACGCGGUUCUUGGUGGCUUAGGACAAUUUGGAGUUAUAGCAAGAGCGAGAAUUGCUCUCGAGCCAGCCCCCAAAAGGGUUAAGUGGGUCAGGCUACUUUAUAGUGACUUUUCUGCUUUUACCAAAGACCAGGAACGAUUAAUCUCAAUCAAUGGAAGGAAACAAAAGACUGCAUUGGAUUUUCUGGAAGGGAUUCUGCUAAUGAACCAAGGCCCCAUAAAUAAUUGGAGAUCCUCUUUCUUCCCUAUAUCUGACCAUCCUAGAAUAGCUUCUUUAAUCACUCAACACAGCAUCAUCUAUUGCCUUGAAGUGGCUAAAUAUUAUGAUGACCAAACCGAGAAAAAUGUGGACAAGGAAAUUAAAGUUUUGCUCCAAGGACUGGUCUAUAUCCCUGGAUUUUAUUAUGAGAAAAAUGUCUCAUACGUUGAGUUCCUGAAUAGAGUCCGAAGUGGAGAGUUGAAGCUUCAGUCACAAGGACUAUGGGAUGUUCCUCACCCAUGGCUUAACUUUUUUAUACCAAAAUCACAAAUCUUGGAUUUUGAUUCAGGAGUGUUCAGAGAUAUAGUUCUUAAAAGAAACAUCUCCUCUGGACCAGUCUUGGUUUACCCCAUGAAUAGAAACAAGUGGGACGAUAGGAUGUCAGCAUCUAUACCAGAAGAGGAUGUGUUCUACACAGUUGGCUUUUUGCACUCAAGUGGGUUUGAUAAUUGGAAGGAAUAUGAUGCUCAAAACAGAGAAAUUUUGGAGUUCUGUAGUGAUGCUGGCAUUGAGGUUAAGCAAUAUCUUCCCAAUCACACAACACAAGAAGAUUGGUCAAACCAUUUUGGUGCUAAAUGGGUUACAUUCUUAGAAAGGAAACGUCAGUUUGAUCCAAGAAUGAUUCUAUCACCAGGGCAGAAAAUCUUCGACAAACAAUUACAACAAGCAUUUUAAAUAUUUUAAUUCCAAUUCCCCUAAUAAAUAAAACAAGUAAAUUGUUAUGGUGGGACUACCUUAAUUAGAUGGCUAGCUAGGCACAUGGUUUUGUACAUACUACCAAGAGUAUGUUUUUGCUGUAAAAUUUAAUGUGGGGUUAUAAUUAAAGUGGCUUUGGCGUCUAUCAUGCUACAUACUUAUAUAUCUUAGAUAUGUUAGGUUGACAAAGUCGUAUGUACAAGGAGCACAGUUGUCUCUUGCAUUAAUUGUCUGUCACCCAACUUGCUAGGUAGAUAAGGAUCGUAUUGAAGAUGUUCCAAUUAAGGAGUUUUAAGGGCUUUGUCUUUCUUUAUAUGAAUGAUUACUUUUGUACUGGGGCAAACAUAUAAAUGAUUUUU
Cajanus cajan (pigeon pea) is the source of this 2164-nucleotide messenger RNA. Its product is annotated as cytokinin dehydrogenase 3. Gene Ontology annotation, molecular function: cytokinin dehydrogenase activity; FAD binding. Lineage: Eukaryota; Viridiplantae; Streptophyta; Magnoliopsida; Fabales; Fabaceae. Gene Ontology annotation, biological process: cytokinin metabolic process. The record is from RefSeq and is a predicted model, not a curated record.